Molecule: messenger RNA, 5670 nt
Organism: Zophobas morio
Lineage: Eukaryota; Metazoa; Arthropoda; Insecta; Coleoptera; Tenebrionidae
Gene: THADA
Product: tRNA (32-2'-O)-methyltransferase regulator THADA
Exons: 19
Coding region: 119-5626 (1835 amino acids)
Biological process (GO): tRNA methylation
Cellular component (GO): cytosol
Source: RefSeq, a predicted model, not a curated record
CUAACCUUACUUUUUGAGCAUAUUUUUAAAAAAGUGCCGUGUCUUGUGUUUUAACUUAAAAUUUGUGUAGUGGUUUGUUUGAUGUGACUUUUAAUAUCAGCAUUUUUGUUUCUUGGAAAUGGCUUCGGUGUCUGAUCUUAAAUUUAUUUCGGAAUACCACCUGUGCCCCCCAGAUUCCGACCUAAAUAUUCUUUUAGAGCAAGUGGAUCAAUGCAACAGCGAUCCUAAUUACAAGGAGUUAAUUGAUAAAGUUUUGUCUAGAUGCGCGAAAGAGUACAAUACCUCGAACGGCCCCUACAUCAGAAACGUCGUUAUAGAAUAUUUUAAUCGCUCUGGCUGUCGCAAGAAUCUAAGAAAAUACAUGUAUGAAAGAUUAAAUUCACAAAUCGUAGGCGAGAAUACCUUGUUUGAAUAUGUCGUGAAAAGCGUGAUAAGUGAGAUCCAAGAGAACAUAAACAAUUUAAACAUUUUUACAAUAAGGCUGUGUUAUAAAACUUUAGUUUUUUUGGGGAAUUUCACGUGCAAUUUCACCAGUGGUGAGAAGCAUUCUUACGUAUUGGAUAACGUGUUCCCGUUUUAUUUGUGCAUCAUGGAAGUGUAUAAUAGUCAAUUAUUUAACAAUAAUUUCUGUCGAGACGGUUCUACAGAAAAAAGUAUUUUAGAAUACGAAGAUUGUUACGGUAUCUUAAAUAUCACUCUCCAACAACUGUCCUCAUCUAUGUCAAAAGCGAAAUUUAAAGCUUUAAAUAUUAUUGCUGCGAAAAUGGUCAUAAUGACCCACGAAAUCUUACAAUUCCAUAGUCAAUUAAAGUUUGAUAGCAUAUCUAAAUGUGCUCUUUUAUUAGCACAUUGUUGCACUUGUUUACCUGAGGAAGAAAUCGAGCUUUUGAAAUACAAAGAACAACCAUUGGUGGAUUUUCUGGAUAACCCGGACAACGAUUAUUGCAUGGUUUUGAAAAGCAAGACUCUCACUAACAUAUUCACUACACCCCCAAUGAAAGUUGUUUUAAACCUAGUUGUGUAUAUCACACUCGGAGAAACAAGAUAUUUUAGUGUAAAAGUCGCAGGAAUGACGCUUCUGGAAUUCGUAUUUCGCAAUUUUCUGGAUCUGGGAGUGGAGAUGUCAAGUCAUCAAGACGAGAUUGUACCUAUUAGUAGAGCUUUAAGUGGGUUGGGUAAAUUCAUCUAUCAGCUGGAAAGAUUUCCUGAAUUGUUUGAUAUGGCUUUAAAUUUUGUUUGGGAUCAUUUAGACCAUUUUAUGGAAAUCGUAGUUACCAGUAUGAAGAAUCUUUUGAUGACUUUAACUAAGGAGUCAUUAAUUCGGCUCCAAAAAGGGGAGGACCACUACCUGGCACAGAUCUACGCGGGCCUAAACUGCCUGCCGGUUUUCAGCAGACUCCGCGUCACCGCAUUACUCUGUGUCAGUCAGAUCCUCAACAGCGAGCUCAUUGUUGCCAACUGUCCACAUGUUCAAAGCCACCUACUGACUCUUUGUACAACCUCUGCCACCGAGCGAGAAACGGCUGGCCAAGCUUACAUCAACAUGUUGAGAAGCAGCUUCCAAAAUCAGUCAGAAGACGACGUCAUACGAAUGUGGCUCCGACCCGGUCUGAACGCCCUCAGACAACCAAACUGCAAAUACACGAACGUCCUUUCAUCAAUCGUAGCCAACGCCUUCGACUUAAAACCGACAAUCCUUCGGAAAUUGUUUUCGCCGAAAACCGCCGGCACCGGAAACGAGUGCGUCAUUCUUUUGAGGUGUAUACAUAACGCGAGGAUGAAGGGGAUUUCGAUACCGAUGGACCCGGAGGUCAACCAGAGUCAUUAUUGGAGGAACUACAUCGUGAAGGCCAAACUGGAGUUGUACAUGAUACACCAGCGAGAGGAUGUGCGCGCCGCCGCCCUCCAAGUCGUGGCCGAGUGCCACAAAACCACCGAAGAGUUCACCGAGUGGGAGCUCCAGUUCAUCAUCCAGUACUUCGAGUGCAACGUCGGUUUACUAACCCCCUCAACUCGAAAUCGUGUCGCCAACUACUUUAAGAAAAUCCUCACCCGCUUCAGCGUCACCGACCAAAACGUGCACAAACGUCAAACCAGGUUGAAAGCCAUCCUGAAAAGGCCUCCUGUGACCGAGGAGGAAACCGCCGCCCACGAAGAAGCCAGAGCCCAGUGGGAGGAAUGUAAAACCGUCGUCGAAUCCUACAGAUAUUUCUUCAAACACUUACUGCGACUACUCACGUUCUACCUCAGCCCCGACGCCAACGCCACCCGAAGAGCCACCUGCUUGGAGCUCCUCAUGUUCGUGCGGGGGUUCGCCGGUCGAGAUCUGUGGCAAAACGCGUUCCAGCAAGACGAAAUUCGCAACUUGAAGCACUUGCUGAACGACGGGUAUGAGAGUAACAAGGCGAUGGCGGUGGCGCUGCUGCGGACGCUGCCUGCGGCGGCUAUAGGUUUCGACAACGAAGAGAACACCCGCAGGUUCUUUGACAAGUGCUUGGAUAUGGCGUGCGAUAUUCGCCCCAGUCAAAGUGUUUCGGCCAGUUACAUGUUUCAAGUCAUUCUUCAAUCAGAAUUUCCUUUCAGGACUCACGACCGCAGCACUAUGGAACUGACUAAUAAAAGUCAGUGCUUGAUGCUGAUCGACAUGACGGAGAAACUCGAGAGCAUGUUCGCCUCGAGUAAGCAAAACGUCGUCGAGGCGGCGAAGUCGACGCCGUUUUACGGUUUGUUGUUGAGUUGUAGGAAUUUGUUGCAGAACAGGGACAUCCGAGAGGAUAACCACGUGUACUCUUUCAUUUUUCAUAAGUUGGCCGACCUGUGCCUAACGAUGAAGAACCACAUAAUGCCGGUGGUUUGUAACACGUCACCAGAAGGACAUAUUCCGGAUGGGAGUGACGACAGCGACGAUAGUUUUUUAGAGUCGGAUCAGUCGCCAAGGGCGCAAAGGAUUUUGGUUUAUUCGUGGAAAACUAUGAAAGAGAUCAUGGCAUUGUUGGCCGAACUUGCCAAUCAAACUAUUACUUUAGAAAACGUCCUUGAAAUGUUAGAGGAAGAGUAUUUGAUAGGAAUAGGAGAAUUUUUUAUGGAAAUUUUUAUCACGACGAAACAUAGGGGCGUGUUUGAGCAGGCACACAACGCGUUUACAUCGCUUUGUAGGAGUUUUAUUCAUUCUAAAAGUGAAAAAUUAAAUAACAUGACUGUUACAUGGAUGAAUGAAGGUAUAGCUCUCUCUACGGGACAAAAAGUAGAUACGAGACUGUGUCCAACCCGACGGAGCGCUGGUUUACCAUUCCUAAUCCUGAGCAUCAUCCCCACCCUCGCCGACACCAACCCCGACUACGUCCGCCGCACCAUCGGCCCGCUCCUCAUGGCCGCGCAGGUCCAAACCGAAGAGCACCGCAUCCACAGCCUCAACGUCCUCCGCUUCAUCUUCAAAAACUCCAAACUAAGCGAGCGGGUCAACAUCUACGUGGCCCGCGGCGCCAUCGCCGCCCUCGAAGGCUUCCGCAGCAAAGCCUGGGGCAUCCGCAACUCGGCCACCCUCCUCCUCUCGGCCUUGAUCACCAGGAUGUUCGGAGUGCCCAAUCGAACCGUGGCCGACUCGGAACAGGAGGAAAAUCGCAUGACCUUGGCCAUGUUCUACUUGCGCUUUAAACAAUUGUUCGAUUUUUUGCUGAAGACACUAGAGGAGGAGUGCGAGAAGACUGAUAGCUUGAUUCUGCAUCCAGUGCUGCUGAUUUUGUCUAGGUUGUAUCCGUCGCACAACGAGGCCAUAAAUGAGAAGGUGAAGGAGCACGUGCCGUAUAUAAAUGUGUGUAUUAGGAAUCCGGUGUAUAGAACGAGGGAUUUGGCAGCGAGGGCGUCGGUGUCGCUUAUUUCAGAGCAUUGCUUACCGGCACAGCUGAACAAGAAUUUUGAUAGGAUUGCAGAGAGAACUAUUAAGGAUACAGAGUGUCAUGGGUUGCUGCUUCAAAUUUUACAUAUUUUUCAUACUACGACGCUGACACGAUUACCUAUUUCGGACUACUUGACGAAAAGUAUGUUUUUGUUGGGGGAAGUUGGUAAGAAGUACAGCCACUUGACGGUCACCCUGUACAUGGAUAUUGUUUUUAUGAUGUUGUCAAAUCCUAAUGAGCAGCCGUCUUCCAGAUACCGAGACUACACCGACUUGGACGUAUUGAAACAGGUCGUCGGGUAUUUAGCUCUAGAAAGCAACGAAGGCACCGAAGACGACGUGCUAUCGACCUGUAGAACGUCGUUCGCUUACAGCCGCUUCCAGCUCAUCCUAUUCAUCCUCUUAACUAAAUUCCAACACGUAGGGGCGACGUACGCCAUCAUCACUCGGAUCAUCCUCCGAUCGCUCUACGGCAGAGACAUCGACAUGAAAAAAAAGUGUCUCUACUUGUUCAUCUACCUCAACCAAGAGUUCAGCGAGGACGAGUACAAAGAACACCCUUUAAUCACGAGCGGGGACGUGGAAAUCUCCCCUCAAAUCAAAAGUCUAGUCCAUUCGUUCGACUUCAAGAGCAAGAAAGAACUAUUAAGUUUCACUCAUCCAUACUUAAUAUCGUUCUUCUACGCCGAGUUGAAAGCGCAACUGAAAGAGGAGAACGACUACUUUAUCUUGGUGUUCCUUUUGUUGAGGUUCUACCCGUGUUUCUUCGAUAGUUUGCGCACGGAGAGGAAACAGAACGUUCUCGAUUGGUUCCUCACGAUGACGAAAGUUUACAACGAGGAAGUCACGGCGGGAGUGAUUUGUUGUCUGAAGACUUUCAUCAUGACGUUGGAGUACGAAGAAAUGAAGCACUUGAGGUACUCGGAUCUGAUCAGGUUGCUGAUGGAGUCGGCGAGUCCGAGCGCAGCCGAUUUCAGACGACUCGCGGUUGCGCACUUCCUUAUCGGUACUCAGGUUUUAUUCAAAAACAAAAUCUUCACAGAAUAUGAUAGGUACAACGUGCUGAAUAUCAUUAUGGUGUUGUUAGAGGACGACGAAGUCCUCAUUAGGGAAACGAUUAGCGUGUUUCCGACGAAACGAAACCGAGUUCAAACGACACCGACUCUGUGGUACGUUAUUCCGAAUAGAGCUAGGUACACUCUUCUUCUAACCAGUUGUUCUGAUUUUAAAAACGACGUUGCUAUUUGUUGUUUGACGUCGUGGGCCCUCAGACGACUCCCGGAGGUGACUAAAGACACGUCAGAGGUGUACGAACGCGGCGAGAUGAACACCUUCGCCGAAAAUAUUCCAGUCACACACAGCGCCGCUAAAGUCCUACAUACGCUGCUGUGGAAUUUGAAUGACGUCGUGCGUUGCGACGACCGCUCCAUCUUCCUGGAAGAACAAGCCCUUCUCAUCACUACCGUCGUGCUCAACUCACUCAUCAAGGUACCAUCGCCCAUGAUGGACAAACAAACAAAACGUACUGUGAUUUGUGUUUUUAAAUGUAUCUCAAAGUUUAUCGAGGAUUGUACGAUCGGGAACGAUUUCCAUACUAAUUUUAGGACAUUUUUUAAUUCGAGGAUCUUGAAAUUUUUACGCAACAGUCUCGAUACAGACUACUCGACGACGAAGGCGUUUUUAACGUAUUUAUACAAUCCGUUGUUGAAUGUACAUUUCAGGUUCCCUUAAAUUUCUUCUUGUCUUUAUUCUGAAUAAAAUAUAUUUUUCAAGUA